Messenger RNA from Bufo bufo (common toad), 3861 nucleotides. Its product is annotated as small conductance calcium-activated potassium channel protein 3-like. Lineage: Eukaryota; Metazoa; Chordata; Amphibia; Anura; Bufonidae. Gene Ontology annotation, cellular component: neuronal cell body; neuron projection; plasma membrane. The transcript has 8 exons. Gene Ontology annotation, molecular function: calmodulin binding; small conductance calcium-activated potassium channel activity. Gene Ontology annotation, biological process: potassium ion transmembrane transport. The coding region runs from base 1 to 2163 and encodes 720 amino acids. The record is from RefSeq and is a predicted model, not a curated record.
AUGAACCUGUUGGACGUCUGGCGACUAGCCCACCCAGAUACUAGGGACUUCACCUUCUUCUCGGCCCCACACAAAUCAUAUAAAAGAUUAGACUAUAUCCUACUGUCAAGCAAUGCCGUGGAUAUGGUGGACUCUGACAUAGGUGUUGUGUCCGUCUCUGACCACGCCCCAGUCUCUGCUGCCCUCAGAUUUUCCAGCUUGCCUGCCUCAGUUAGACAGUGGCGCUUAAACGAGACGCUGCUAGAUAGACAAGCAGAUACCUCAAUCCUGGAGCAAAAAUUAAAGGACUUCUUUAUAGAUAAUGCGACACCAGGUAUGCCCCAGACGACACUGUGGGAGACGCACAAGGUGGUUAUCCGGGGAGAGUUAAUAGCCUUAGGUAGUAGGGUUAAAAAAGAGAAACAAAAGAUCCUACACGAUCUCUUGGUUCAGAUAGCAGAUAAAGAAGCGGUCCAUAAACGGUCUAGAGCAAUAAAAGUCCAGACUGAACUGACCCAGCUAAGAUCACAACUAAAAGACCAUUUAAACAUUCAAAACGCAAAGGCUUAUCAAUAUGCCCAAUUUAAACACUACUCACACGGGGAUAAAGGUUCUAAACUGACGUCCUCCCUUAUUAAACAAAGGAAAGAGUCCAUGUUCAUACCCAAUAUCAAAUCCAGUACUGGAAAUAUGCUGCAUAAAACAGCUGACAUUGCAGAAGAAUUUCAAAAAUUCUAUAAGCAACUAUAUGGCCUGUCAGACCCUAAUCACCCAGAUCCAUCAAUACCAGAAGCAACAGACUUGUUUUUGAAAGGCCUCAAUCUACCCCAGAUAACCUCCCAAGAAAGUGACACCUUAUUAGAGCCAGUCACCGAAGUAGAAGUGGAAAAGUUACUAGCCUCUAUGCCCAUGGGGAGGGAAGGGAAUCAUAAUUCCUGUAGGUUAAUCACAGCAAUACAGUGGGCCAAAAAGAAAAACCUCCCCUUGGCGCUGCUCAGUGUGGAUGCGGAGAAGGCCUUCGACCGGUUGUUUGUCAUUGACAAUGGAGCCGAUGACUGGAGGAUCGCCAUGACCUAUGAGCGGAUUUUCUACAUCAGCUUGGAGCUGCUCAUCUGUGCCAUUCAUCCUAUCCCUGGCGAGUACAAGUUCUUUUGGAAUGCCCGCCUGGCCUUCUCCUACACGCCAUCGCAGGCCGAGGCCGACGUGGAUAUUAUCCUCUCCAUUCCCAUGUUCCUGCGGCUCUACUUGAUUGCCCGGGUCAUGCUCUUGCACAGUAAACUUUUCACAGACGCUUCAUCCCGUAGUAUCGGGGCGCUCAACAAGAUCAACUUUAACACUCGCUUCGUCAUGAAGACGCUGAUGACCAUCUGCCCGGGCACUGUGUUACUGGUCUUCAGCAUCUCUUUGUGGAUUAUCGCUGCCUGGACUGUGCGAGUCUGCGAGAGGUAUCACGACCAGCAGGACGUCACCAGCAACUUCCUAGGUGCCAUGUGGUUGAUUUCCAUAACGUUCCUCUCCAUUGGCUAUGGUGACAUGGUGCCAAACACCUACUGUGGGAAGGGGGUUUGCCUGCUAACUGGCAUCAUGGGUGCUGGUUGUACUGCCUUAGUGGUGGCUGUGGUCGCUCGAAAGCUGGAGCUUACCAAAGCUGAAAAGCACGUCCACAACUUCAUGAUGGAUACACAGCUAACAAAACGGAUAAAAAACGCAGCAGCCAACGUCCUCCGGGAAACAUGGCUAAUUUACAAGCACACAAAGCUACUAAAGAAGAUCGACCAUGCUAAAGUCCGCAAGCACCAGAGGAAGUUUUUGCAGGCCAUUCAUCAAUUACGGAGCGUGAAGAUGGAGCAACGGAAACUGAGUGACCAAGCCAAUACCUUGGUAGAUCUCUCCAAAAUGCAGAGUGUGAUGUAUGAUCUUAUAACUGAGCUCAAUGACCGCAGUGAGGAUCUGGAGAAACAGAUUGGGAAUCUAGAAGCUAAGCUGGACCAGAUCUCUUCGACUUUCAAUACUCUUCCUGUCCUGAUCGUAGACACCCUGCGACAGCAGCAGCAACACCUUCUUUCUGUGGUACUGGAGUCACGGGCACUGGGAGUGGCUGUUGGGACUUCACAAUCGGACAGUCCUAUGGGCAUAAGUUCGGCAUCUUUUCCAACACCACACACCAGCUCCAGUAGCUGCUGACAGGCCAGACUUGUGUUGUGGAUGGUAGACCUUCGACUCCUAGAGUAGGAUUAUUUAGGAGACUUUGGGAAUGCUGGCUAACUAAAUAUCAUGUAAUCUCAGCUAACCUUGAGUAGGAUGUCUUGUAGGAAAGUGAGUUGGCACUCAACAUGAGGAACUACUUGAAGGUUGAGACACUAUUGCGCACCUUCUCAUUCACUGCCAAGUAACCUGCUUAGCGGAGAAGGAUCUGUUACAACCCCACUUCCUCCUGCGAAUACCUUUCCUGAUCUUCCUACUAUUGUCCUUUUUUCUUCUAACACUGCCCUCCAAUGUCCCGGCACUUCCAUGGAGGCUAAAGCCAGUGCACGCAAUCAGUUCCGAAAUCUUGGCCUCAUCCUAUUCUUACAGACGUCUUUAUAAGUGCCUGCACAUUGAAGGUCAUUACUGUCCAAAGCAAGAGUGCACUCCCUGGUGGUAAGGCCUGCGUAAGGUCUUGCCCUCGAGGUAUUAAGUCGAUUGCCCAGAUGGUUGACAUCAGUUGAUCUUGCAGAGGAGUCCUUGUGCUUUCACACACUGAAUUUCUGUGCUUGGCAUGUAUAUGCUACACUUAUAUUCAACAAACGAGAGGCAAAAGGUGGUACCGAGCCGUACCCGAUUAGCUUCGGAGUGGUGACGGCAAAUAAUCAGUUACUCGCUGCGCAACGUACAUCUACCUGCGCUACACGUGGGCGCUCACCACUUCUGUAUGUAUUUUUGCACCAAGACACAACCAAAAAAACUAAAAAAAAACAAUAAUAAUAAUAAUGAUACUACGACUAGAGACCCAAACAGGUCCAGACGUCGAAGAGAUGACGGACGACUGGGGUGUGGUGUGUGAAUCACUGUGUAUCUCUCUACAGUUGGGCUGUAGACUAUGGAAAGUAGCUCAGGAGGCUAUGGAGCUACAAUCCGCCUUCCCCUCCGUUUACAAAGAAAAAUAAAACGCAAAAAGUAAUAUAUAUAUAUAUAUUUAUGCUAAAAACAAUCAAAGCCGAGCAUCCGCUCCCUCCUCAAACUUCCCUGAAAGCUGAUAUUUGCAUAAAUUAGGAAGCUGAUAAUUCUGUCACUAGGGCACUUUUCUAGUCCAGUGAGGGAACACGUAAUGGCGGCAUACAUGUUUACACUAUGUGCCUGACCAUAUUCAUUUAAAGGGAGUCACCAGGACAGAACCCUUUAAAUUAGGGCAUGAACUAAUGAAGAUACACCCAGAAAAAGGCUCAGGAUGGACUGUGAUGAUUUGGGGGCAUUUACUGGGUGUGUAUGCACCACUUUUAUUGGUUUGAUUUACGAAUGGGGCCUGGCUUAAUGGAGAUUCCCAUUGGGUUAAUAUCCAGUGACAUCAUCAGUGGCGGUUCAAGUGUCUAGUGAACAAAUUGUCUCUACUGAGACUAUAUCUGGUGACAUCAUCAGUAAUGUUUUGAUUAAUGGGGUCUGGCUUAAUGGCAGAUUCCCAUUGGGUUAAUUUCUAGUGACAUCAUCUGUGAUCUUUUGAGUGUCUAGUGAACCAACUGGUUGGAUUUGCUGAGACUAUAUCUGAUGACAUCAUCUAUGACACUGAUGUUUCAAGUAUCUAGUCACCGCUGAUCUCUAGUGAUGGAUAGGCUGCAUUCUCAGUGAUGUCACCGCUGAUCUCUAGUGAUGGAUAGGUUGCAUUCUCAGUGAUGUCACCGCUGAUCU